UUGCCGACGCCGCCGACGUCUAUACGCUACUCUCCGCUGCGCGAGUCUCUCUCGAGUCACUGUCGCAAGCCCAAAAUAAGCUCCCCCUUUAAUGCGUAAUCAGCUGCUACUGCUGCUGCUGCUGCUAGGCUGACCCGGCGCCGCGAGCAGAGGCAGAGCGAGUUUUCUCUCUCUAUCUCUCGAAAAACUAAUAAUAAUAAUAAUAAUAAAUACACGUUUCGCGAGCGCGUACGUUCGUUCGUGUAAUUUUGCCGUGUCAAUUGCAUCGACGAGCAGGGAUAAAUAAUGUAGCCGAAGGAGACGCUUUUACCUGUUUUUUUGUGUUACGCGUUAUAAUCCCCUCCUGUGCGUGAGUGUGUUGUGUGCAGCUACUGUUCGAGGAGUGUUGUGUGCGUUGCGCGCAUACAUAUGAUAUACCUAUAUAUCGGCGCUAGUUAUUUUUAUCGGAGAGUGUGCUUGUGCGCUUUCAUAUAUAUACGUUGUAUUUCGCUGCUUUAUUAUAGGCAGCCGCCAAAAGCUGUGUUUUCGUGAGUGUGUGUGUGUAUAAGUAAGUGCUGCGUGAGAGGCGUUAAGUGAAUGGUGUAGUUUUGCGAAUCGUCGCUGAAUAUAGAGUUCGAGACGACGACGACGACGACGACGACGACGACGACUAGCCGAGGCGCAGAAGUCAAAAUGAAGGCAAUCACCCGGCUGGGAGUGCACAUGCUGCUGCUGGCUUGCCUGCUGCUGUCGUCGGUGCGUGCCCAGUGCGGCCCGGCGUCGUCCGAUUUGCAGAAUCGACAGAACAAGCUGGCCAUUUACAAAAUCACGCUGAAAACCUUCUGGUCCCGAUCGAGAUUUCCCAGGCAUUUUCCGGAGUGGAGGCCACCGGCGCAGUUCAGCAAAUUAGUCGGUCGAACGCACAGCCCGAGCUUCGUGCUGUACCGGCUGGGCGAGCGUCUGGCGCCGGGCGCGCGACAGUUCGUCGAGACGGGCCGCACCGACGGCCUGGACGGCGACGGAACGACGCCCACCACCUACGGCAGCGUGCUGCACUCGUUCGCCGGCCCGGCGAUCGGCCAGGGCGAGGGCCAGAGCAGCGCGCGCGCCUUCCUCGACGCCAAUCACACCCUCGUCAGUCUGUUCGCGCGCAUGAACCCGAGCCCCGACUGGUUCAUCGGCCUCGACUCGUUUCAGCUCUGCGUGGCCGGCAAUUGGAUCGACAGCGUCACCGUUGAGUUGGAUCCCUUGGACGGCGGCACGGAUAACGGAUUCACUUUCACGGCGGCCAAUUGGCCGACCCAGCCGCAAGGAACCGCCUACAGAAUCACAUCACAUUUUCCGGCUCAUCCUGCUGGAAGCUUUUACUACCCCAACUUGCCGAGAUUGCCACCCAUAGCCAUGCUGACGUUUAUGAAGCUUCGCGAGUACACCCUGACGGAGACGUACUACGACGACGACGUGGAGAUGGAAUUCGUCAGCGGUAGACACGGAAAUCAAGCGUCGAUCGAGAAUCAGGUCCCUUCGCGAGGAAUCGAUCAGAAUCGAGAUCUCAACGAGGCCAUAAGCGAGGAGCGUCGCGAGGCAAAUAAUCAACGAUUCAGAUACUGGACGGUGAGCAACGGAGUCGAGCAGUACACGAAGAAGCGCAAAAAUUGGGAAAAAUCGACCAACGGCGACAACGACAGCGGCAAAUCCGCGAUAAUAAACAGCAUCGUGUCGUCGUACGCCAACUUUCCGCGCCAAAAUCCCGCCACUUCGUCGUAUUUCCAAGCGAUGCCGGCCACGAACGCGACAACUUCCACAACCUCCACAACGACGACGACGACGGCGAGAACGACUACGAGCAGAUAUUCGACGCCACCGUCGAGCAAGUAUCAGCAGCAGCUACUGCUGCAGAGUCCGACCCUCUACGACGUCAAGUCCUCGUGGCUCAACUACAAGCUCUACAACAACUCGAGAAAGGCGCACCUUUACAACCAGAUGAUUCAGCAGAAAUUGGGUCUGAAUUCGAGAGGCACCACCGCAGCCGCUGUGUCUUGGAAGAACGUCACCGAGGACGACACGAGCAAGCAGCAGCAGCAGCAUCGUCAACACAAAUUUCACAAGGACCACCGUCACCGGCUGCAUCCGAAGAGAAAACGCCCGAGGAAACGUAUCCCGCGGGACUGCAAGGUGAGCGAGUGGGGCGCCUGGAGCGCCUGCAGCCGCAGCUGCGGCGUCGGCGAGACGCAGCGCACCAGGCGCGUCCUCGUGCAGCCGCGGCGCGGCAGUCGGCCCUGUCCGCCUCUCAAGGAGACCAAGUGGUGCGGCAGCGUCAAGCCCUGCCAGUCGUCCAGUGGAGAAACCGCUGCGCCGCACGAGUUCGACGACGCAGCAGCCUACGAUUGGUAGUUGUCACGGGGGCGCUCACUCGAGACGGCAGUAGUAGUACGAUGAUGCGAAAAGGAAGAGAGGAUAUGUGAAGAACGACGACGUCCGAAAGUGCCAUAAUUUAACUCGUAUAUAAUAAUAAUAAUAAUGAUACGCAUAUAACACGCGCCAUAUUUCUAUAUAUAAUAUGUAAUACCGCAUCUCUUCUCGUCUUUCACUUUUCAUUAACGAUCCUUGAGCGUCGUCGAAUCGCGCGCGGUUAAACACGCGAAAAUAUAAAGGGUUAAAGGCCCCCGCCACGAUCGAGAGCUCGAGUUUCCAUAUGCAUUGGGCGACGAUAAAAAGUAUACGCGCCAUACAGAGAUGAUCGUCGAUCUUGUGCACUUGAUCGUUUACGCACGCUCGCGCUUAAAGUGUAGGUGGGGGGAGCUCCCACGACCUCCUUUACGUAUUUUAUAUAUAUAUCAUUACUAAUGCGUGACGUUUGUAUAGCUUUUUGGUAGGGACGAAUACGACUUCGUGUAUUUUCGAUUUGAAAUUUCCUAUACGAUGUAUCACUCGAUAUUCGUUGUCGUAUUGUUUUUUAAUCUUUUAAUAUGUAAUAUGAUGUACAUUGCGACUCUUGUUUUACAUUAUUUAUUUUUAUAAUAAAAUUUUAAAUGCUACACGGAUCUUACGAUUAACGUGAAAAAAAUCAAAUAU
Messenger RNA from Trichogramma pretiosum, 3054 nucleotides. RefSeq lists its product as uncharacterized. The transcript is spliced from 7 exons. NCBI's taxonomy places the organism in Eukaryota, Metazoa, Arthropoda, Insecta, Hymenoptera, Trichogrammatidae. Gene Ontology annotation, biological process: cell adhesion. Bases 673 to 2373 code for a protein of 566 amino acids. The record is from RefSeq and is a predicted model, not a curated record. Gene Ontology annotation, cellular component: extracellular matrix.